Messenger RNA from Triticum aestivum (bread wheat), 5657 nucleotides. Its product is annotated as F-box/kelch-repeat protein At1g22040. Gene Ontology annotation, molecular function: protein binding. The record is from RefSeq and is a predicted model, not a curated record. NCBI's taxonomy places the organism in Eukaryota, Viridiplantae, Streptophyta, Magnoliopsida, Poales, Poaceae. The transcript is spliced from 3 exons. The coding region runs from base 359 to 1729 and encodes 456 amino acids.
CGAAGCAGAGCCACGCAACUCCACACGACUCCCCCCUCCUCCGCGCUCUCGCCGUCGCGCCGCCAUGCUCCAGCCCCGAAGCCGCGCCCCCGCACGCCUCCUCCUCUCUUCUCCCGCGGCCUCCCCCCUGCCUGCUCCUCCCCACCGCCCCGUCCCCGCAGCGGCGACCGCCGUCUCCCCGAACCCUAGCCUCGCCGCCGCGGAGGAGUACCGCCUCGUCGACCUCGCCAGGCCGCAAGACCUCAAGGCCCACGCCGUCCUCGGCCUCGCCCUCUCCACCGGCGGCGCCCCUUCCUCCGCCCCUGCAGCGCGGCAGCAGUAGACAGCCAGGUACAAGAAGUGGGAAACAAGUGCUCAAAUGGGGGCAUCUCUCAGCUUCCCCAGCAACGGGAAGCAAACUUUGGAGCACAAGGAAGCGUCGAAAUCAGGUUCCUCGAAGAAGCUUCGCCCUGGUCAUUACCACCCGAGGCUGAUUCCUGACCUCCCGGAUGAGAUCUCCCUGCAAAUCCUCGCGAGGAUGCCAAGGGUGUGGUAUCUUAGCAGCAAGAGGGUUUCACGGAGCUGGAAGGCCACCAUCACUGGCAUGGAGUUGUAUCGCGUGAGGAAGGAGCUUGGUGUGGAUGAAGAAUGGAUUUACAUACUGACCAAGGCGGCCAAUGGCAAGCUGUCAUGGCACGCUUUUGAUCCGCUUUGCAGCCGAUGGCAGAGACUGCCGCUCAUGCCUGUGGUUGCUCGUGGGGGAAGCCGUUUAGGGGGUUUGGUGAGUGCUGGGAUUAGGAUCUCUGGUGUCAUUAGAGGCUUGCUUGGCCAAGAGGAUUGGUUAGACAAGAUUCCCUUCUGUGCUUGCGCUGUUGGAACGGUCGAUGGAUGCCUCUAUGUUCUGGGUGGGUUCUAUAGAGCCACAGCAAUCAAAAGCGUGUGGAAGUAUGAUCCAGCUGUAAAUCUGUGGCAGGAAGUAAACUCGAUGAGCACCGCGCGAGCGUUUGGCAGGACUGGCCUGUUGAACAACAAGCUGUACGUUGUUGGCGGUGUCAUCAGGGAAGAAACUGGAUUGGCUCCGCUUCAAUCUGCUGAAGUGUUUGACCCAGCCACAGGAAUCUGGGCAGAUGUGCCAAGCAUGCCCUUCUCUAAAGCACAAACUCUGCCGACUGCAUUCCUGGCAGACUUACUGAAGCCGGUUGCUACAGGAAUAGUCUCAUUUGGAGGCAAGCUGUAUGUGCCUCAGAGCCUAUAUUCCUGGCCAUUCUUUGUUGAUGUUGGCGGGGAGGUGUUCGAUCCUGCGACGGACUCAUGGUCAGACAUGCCUGUAGGCCUGAGCGAGGGUUGGCCUGGGAGGCAAGCCGGGACAAAAUUAAGUGCUGUUGUGGAUGGGGACCUAUAUGCUUUGGAGCCCCCAACUUGUUCUGAUAGUGGCAAGAUAAAGAUGUACGAUCCCAACGAGGAUACAUGGAAGGCUGUUGUUAGCCAGGUGCCUGUUGGUGACUUUGCAGAGUCAAAGUGUCCGUACUUGCUUGCGGGGCUUCUUGGGAAGCUCCAUUUGGUCAUCAAGGAUGCAAAUAGCAUGAUCAGCAUCCUGCAAACGGACGCUCUAAAGCCUAUGGAUGCAACUGGCUCGACAUGCCAAAACCCAGAUGUCUCUUGGGAGCAAGACGUCGAUAUUUGGAGAAUGGUUGGCUCAAAGAAAUUUGCGGCUGCCGAACUUGUUAGCUGCCAGGCGCUCAGCAUAUGAAGUUUGGAGAAACCAUACAUACAUUCUGCUCUGCUGUCUUGAGGCAUGUGUGUUUGGUUGGAAGAUACACUGAAGAAAUUGGACCGUAUACUUGCUGUGACAUCACACUGGCAGGACUUUCUGAACGGAGUAUGUACGAACAUGAUCUAUAUGCAGAACAGGAAGCUUAAGCUGUAGACUGGCAAUUUCGACCAGUAUGGCCCAACACUAUCUGAACUGGAAGAGAAGCAACAAAUGAAGCAGUACAGUUGGGAACUUGGGGUUCCUCUGGUCCCCCAAGCCGGCACGGCAGGCUUAGAGCAAAGAGAAAACGCUUGCCUUGCCAAGAUGGAGCGAGGCGGUCUCACAGAGAAGGUCGCAAGGUACUGACAUUCCACUUCACCAACGUCGGCAACCUCCCGCCGCCUGUACUAUUUUACACACUGAUAUAUGCAGUACAUUAUAAUGUCACGUAUUUUAUCUAUCUAUCUUUAAAGUGGGACCAUAUUAUAUGAGAUGGUAGAAAUCAAUCAGUAGGGGAAAGUGUAGAACCAUAUUUAGGAGGCUAAAAUUGAAAACAGUAACCAGUAACUAGAAGUGGUACUAAAUUGAAAACAAACAGAAUGAAUCAAAGCUAGAAUAAACCAGUAACCCUGCAUUCCUGGGUCAUGGAUAUGGCAGGAGAUGUAUGGGUGGGAUGAUAGAUGUCUCACCUGAUCAUGUCACUCAUACAUGAAGAAGAUGAAGAAGGCCGGCAAUGCCAAGGCCAAGGCGCUUGUGUGCGGACGCAGCAUCAUCAAGAUUCUCAUGCACAUCUAUAUUGUGUCCAACGCGUUGUCGACCGUUUCGUUUUGGAAACGAACCGAAGGAUGCCUGGAUGGGAUGGAUGUGAAUCUUGAUGGUGCCGCGCCCGCAAACACCCGCCAUCAAGUAACCUACCCUACACUACACUGUAAGUAGCACUGGUAACACUAGAGCAGCAGACCUGCAGGGUGAUGAUCCAAACAGCCCUGGGAGUACAAGCAAGCACUGAUGCAACUAGCUAGCCAGCCCCGUCCAUCAGGAAUACAACUAGCUAGCACCCAUCCAUCCAUAAGGAAUGGAUGCAACCCAACCAUCUCAAUAGAUUAUGAAAGAGCUAUCGCUAAUCUCUCCCUCGGCUCUGGCUAAGUACUAUAUAUAGGAGGAGUACUUAGUUAACUAGUGAACUGGAGCAUGGUCACUAUGUGGCCGGUGAGAUUGGCAAACCGACCAGGUGACGUGGAUGGGGCCCGCAAAACGAGCGUGGCACCUGGCCCUGUCUACCAGCAGAAAUAUUCUGUCUAUUAGUUUACUUUUGAUGAAAAAAUAUUAAUAUAAUAAUUUAAUAUCGAGAAGGUAUUGGUUACACUUGACUAGUCUCUGCAAUGCCUUGGACAACUGAAAGUAACCAUACUGACUACUACGAACCUAGUUAUGUCGGCAGGGGAUACAAUACACGUACUGAGUACUUGAAACGUCGUGCCAUUUUAUUUGUAAGUACAUAUAUAUAUACACUUGUAGUACAGCAUUUGGCGCUGUCCCAAAAAUUCGGGUCUGCGACUGCACGGCAUCCUACUGGUAUUGCCGUUUUGGGGCUACUUGCGUGAGCUUAGCUUAAUUUGGAAAUGUCGGCGACUCCGUGCAGAGAGAGAAUACAUUGAAACCUUGGAUACCACCACCGCCAACUGUAUCCUGGCUAGCUUGGCUUGCUUUUCUUGGCAUCACCUCUGCCUUGCCUUGGUGUUGCAAAUAAAGUCAUUUACAUAUCGGUUAGAGCCCGUUCAUCCAUGCACAAGCAGCAGUAUGAUUGUACUAGUACUAGCUUUUACAUGUCUGAACACACGACUAUACUGUAUAUGAUUACAACUUCUUAGGGCCGGGGAACCUGGUGAAGAUGCAACAUGGCUGCUACUGCCUUCAUUACCGUUUAUCCACGAGUCGUCCAUCGUCAUUUCCAGCUUGACUUGUACAACCUGUGUCUGAAGUCACUUCCAAACAUACUGUAUUUCUGCAGUUGUCUUAGUAUUCUGAAACAUAAAUUUAACUUGGAUUUUAUCCAUGUUUCGCAUAAUUUGGUUUCCGCUGGAUAUUUUCUCACAUCCACCAUCAACUUAACCGCCGUGGAAAUCACGGCAUUCGCACGUGGCAGGCACUGUCGCCAUCCAUAUCGGAUAGGUACACGUUUACUUGACGCGCUAAUCCAUCCAAGGAAACCAAGAUUAAUCGAACCCUAUAUAUUCACAGAAUACCUUGUGGAAGCAUGCUCAUCGCAAAAAAUCAAAAAUGAGAAUCUCAGACCAGUAAACCGAUCCACAUCAACGCAGAAUAUCUCUGUCUGGUUCUGGUUGAAAGGUAAGCUAGGAUAAGGCAUGGGGAUUUGAGUGAGAUGCAAGUGUGUGGACGUGAGGCUGCUGUGUAAAUGUGGUUUUAAACCCUUGGGUAUUCAGCUAGCCGGGCACCAUCCAACACUGCACUCGGACCAGAAAAGGCUGUCGUCCCAUUGUUCGUUCUGUCCGGCGGUCCGGCCACAAACAACGGUACUUUCCUCUCUUCUCCAUAGUACUAUUGUAUCACCGAUCCAGCGGUAUGCUUAUUGGCUUAUUUCAAAUCAAGAGCGAGUGCUUACACAAAGUUAAGCUUAUUGUGCUAUAUAAAUGUCUAUUAUCCAGCUCUAUACUUACGUAAUUGUUAACCAUCAGCCAAAGUUUGCAUGAAUCAAGGUCGAACAUGACAAAAUUAAUACUCCCUCCGUUCAAAAAUUACUCUCUUCGUUCGAAAAGAAGUGUUGUGGUUUUAGUUCAGAGGGAAUACUACUCACUAUGUUCCAAUUCAUUUGAAAUUAUAGUUUUGUCCUAAUUCCUGUAACUCAGUGAACUCUUUGUACUCUUCUUAUCUUAUUAAAAAAGAAGCAACUAUUUUAUGUCCGUUUAAAAAAAGAAAAAUGUUUGUAUCUACAAUAUCACAUAUUAAUUGGUGUUGUACAUACAUAUUAAUAUAUAAAAAUGUAUUGAUAUGAUAAAGCUAAUUAAACCAAUUUAGUGUAGUACAUAUUGGUAUGUUUUUCCUAGACUUGGUCAAACUCAAGAAAGUUUUUUAUAAACCUUUUUUUUCGAAGAGAGGGUAAACCCCCGGCAUGUGCAUCAGUAAGUGCCCGUAAGCUUUCCUUCCACUGACUUAGCACCGUGCCUCCGUCGUACUAUGCCAUGAUGUUUAUAUGUCAUAUUUUGCAGGCAACAAUGGCCUCAAUGCGUCCCCAGCGACCUGGAGAACUCACCAUGCUCAUAUUUUUGACAUUAUUGCUGCUUUCUUAUCAAAAUCAAUUGCUCAACGCUCCACGACGACACCACAGAUGUGCUCUGGCUGCAAGCUUUCAGGCAUGAGAUCGUUUCUGAUCCCUCUGGAUGGUUGAGCUCUUGGAACUCCAGCUCCAGCCACUGCAUGUGGCCGGGAGAGUAAAGUGCAGCUCAACACACCCAGGGCGCGUGGUGGCGCUCCAACUCUCUGGCCUAAACUUGGGUGGCCAAAUCAGCUCCUCCAUUCGGAACUUGACGUUCCUCACAACUCCCAACCUCUCCAUAAAUGGUUUCUCUGGCCAGUUACUCCCCAUGGACCAUCAGUAGACCUAUCUAAAAACUUUCUAGUUGGUGAAAUUCCUGCAAAAGUAGCCCUCCUCUCCAACCUCUCUGUUUUACGUCUUUCUUGGAAUAAUCUCGCAGGAACAAUCCCGCCUAUCCUUGGCAACACCACCAACAUGCAAAGACUUGGCCUUGCGUACAACAAUCUAACUGGACAUAUUCCUGAUGAGCUUGGGAAACUGACAAAUAUGUGGAGGUUGAACCUAGGAGGAAAUAUGUUGUCAGGUGGAUUUCCAUGGUGUCUCUUUAAUCUUUCUAAAUCUCUUCAAAUAUUAAUUAGGCUUGGAGUCAAA